Paramisgurnus dabryanus is the source of this 3616-nucleotide messenger RNA. RefSeq names its product calcium release activated channel regulator 2Aa (gene cracr2aa). Gene Ontology annotation, molecular function: calcium ion binding; GTP binding; GTPase activity. NCBI's taxonomy places the organism in Eukaryota, Metazoa, Chordata, Actinopteri, Cypriniformes, Cobitidae. The record is from RefSeq and is a predicted model, not a curated record.
UUUGACCAAACUUUCCGCCAGCGGCUUUCUGAACUCACGCGUACCAAACCCGAUCAAGUGUCACCUGCUGGAAGUUGAAUUAAACUUUAGUCUCGGUUCCGUGGACAGUCUUAGCAUGCAAACAUUGUUUGUAGCGUUAAAGAUUUAACGUUAUUGUCAGCUGAACUUUGUGGAAAGUUAAAGAUAGUCGUUUCAUGGAUGGACCUUUUAAAAUAAUUCAAGUUUCGCUCUGGGUUAAGGGCUGACCUGUGUGAGGCAGGGUGCUUCACACACACACGCGCACACAUGGACGCCAUGGCAGCUCUCUCCAGCACCUGUGGCCCCAAGGUGGAUCGGCCACCCCUUCGUAGAGGAGAGAGGAGAAAGGAGACAUCUAGUGAUGGCGACUGCAGCACUGUGCUGGAGAAGACUCAAGAGUUCUUUCAGAUUUGUGAUAUAGAGAGCAAGGGCUUCAUCACGAAACGGGACAUGCAGAGGUUACAUGCAGAGCUGCCCCUCAGUUCCGACGAACUUGAGAACGUUUUUGACACCCUGGACACGGAUGGCAAUGGUUACCUGACGUUUGAUGAAUUCUCCUCCGGCUUUAGUGAGUUCAUGUGCGGUCCAGGUGUGGCAUCGGUCGCUGAAGAACCUCUCUCACAGAAGAGAUCAGAGUCGCUCUAUGAGAGUCAGUGGGAGGAAGGUCUCAGCGCUGGUGAAGAUGAUGAUGAAAAACAUUUCAACAUGCUAAUGGAGAACCUGGGGGCCAGUAAUAUCUUUGAAGAUCCAGAAGAGGUACGCAGCCUGUGGGCCCAACUCAAAAGAGAUGAGCCGCACCUGCUGUCCAAUUUUGAGGAGUUUCUUUCAAGAGUCACUUAUCAGAUCAAAGAAGCCAACCAGGAAAAGUCAGAAAUGGAAACUGCCCUAAAAAGGAAAGCAAUGACGCAUGAUAAUGAAAUCCAAAGAUUGUAUGAAGAAAUGGAGCAGCAGAUCAAGAACGAGAAAGACAGGAUUCUGCUAGAGGAUUCGGAACGAUUCUUAUCUCGGAGUCAAGACUUGGAACAUCAGCUUUCAGCCAAGGAGAAAGACUUGGAAGUCCUUUCUAACAAACAGAAAAGGCUGGAGCGUCAGUGUCGAGAGCUGCACAGCGAGCAGCGCGAGACGGCCGUAGAGAACGUGAAGCUAAAGCAGUAUAAUGAGGACUUGAGCCGUGAGCUGGAGACCACCACACAAGAGCUAAGUCUCGCCCACGAGCAACUCCUGCUGCUCCAGGAACGGUCUUCACGACUGCAUGAGGAUAGAGAGAUGGAGAUUUACAGGGUAACAGAGAGUCUGCAGAGAGAGCGAGCCAGUCUCCUCAAACAGCUUGACUUACUAAGGGAAAUGAACAAACAUUUGCGGGAUGAAAGGGACAUGUGCUAUCAGAAGCCUAAAAGCUCCGCUGGAAAACUCUCAUGGACACAGAGAUCUGGAUCUAUUACCUUGAAGUAUGCUGAAAGAAAGCCGUCAUUUAAGAGUGAUGGUGAGGAAGAAGUUUUGACGCAUUCAAAAUGGAAGAACGUGACCCCCGUAAACGGACAAAGCGUAGAUUUGGACGACAUUGUAGAUGGGCGACCUUCUCCCCAACAUCACCUACAGAGGAUCAUCUCAAUCGAGGAGGACCCUCUCCCCCAACUCCUGCAACAGGGUUAUUAUCAGGCCCAGCUCAGGCAGUUGGGUGAAGAUGAGGAGUAUGAAGAGGGCAUUGACCUCCAGAUGAGCAAUAUCUACCCCACAACCAGCACUCCAACGUCAGCUUCAAGCCUUCCUGGAAACAGAGAGUCACAAACACCCGCCUCACCCAGGGGACAGCCCGUGGGCAAAGAGACAGUCCAGUCGGUGGAAGGGGCCACUUCAGGUCCAGAUCGCCUAUUUAAGAUCGUUCUGGUUGGGAAUUCAAGUGUUGGAAAAACGUCUCUUUUACGGCGUUUCUGUGACGAUUGUUUCCAUCCUGGUACUUGUGCUACUGUAGGGAUUGACUACAGUGUUAAGACUCUAAUGGUAGACAACAUCCAGGUCGCACUGCAGAUGUGGGAUACAGCAGGACAAGAGAGGUAUCGCAGCAUCACCAAGCAGUUUUUCCGCAAGGCUGAUGGUGUGGUAGUCGUGUAUGACAUCACUAAUGAGCAGACGUUUACGGCAGUGAGGCACUGGCUGACCAGCGUGCAGGAGGGAGCAGGUGAGGACAUCCCCAUCAUGCUUCUGGGGAAUAAGACUGAUGUAGAUCAUCAGAGAGAAAUUCCCCUCGGAAUGGGAGAGAAAUUAGCCAAGGACUUCCAGUUGAUUUUCUAUGAGUGUAGUGCUUUUUCUGCCCACAAUGUGAUGGAGUCCAUGAUUCACAUGGCAAGAGUUUUAAAAGAACAAGAAGAUCGAGAGAAAGAGAAAACCGUGUCACUAGUUGACAGCCUCACAAAGAAGUCGUCCUGCUGUUAGCAGCCACAAACACUCUAGAUAUUUCUGCUGAACUAGAAGUUUGGGUUCAUGUGUCCUCAGCAUUGCUUUCUUUUGCGUCGUCUUGCAUAUUAGCAUUUUGUACGACCACUGUGGAGUUUAGACAUUUCUAGUGAAACAUGUUUUGUCUUUUAAGUGCACUAAAGUGUCUUUUCAGGUCAUUUGAAUCUCAGACACCCAUCACACUAUUAAAAAAGCAAAUGUGUAUUUCAUAUUGACCUAAAUGUGGUAAUAUAUCUUUUUAAUAUAAGGGUUAUAUUUUUAAGUGUGUGUUUUAAGCAAAAUAAGCUCCAACACUUGCUAGAUGUGUUUACAGCACAGUUGUUACGCACAAAUAUAUUGUAAUUUAUUAUAAAAAUGAUGAAAUAGAGUUUAUAUUUAAUUCAAAUGCAUAUUGAAUAAAAGGACAUGAGCCAUUUUGAAAAAUGGCUUGUGUCACCAUCCUUAACCUAAAUAUUUUUAAUAGCCAUAAAGUGAACUUGGUUUGUUAAGUUUCGAUUUUAACAGGGUUCACUGUUGUUCGCUUUAUGGUACUGAAGAAACAAAUGAUCGUUGGGAUUAUAUUGUGACUAAUAUAAUUUUUUUUGUAUUUUUUUGAUUUGUGUCAACAUUUAUGUGUCAUGCAAACUUAGACUGACUCUAUUUGCAAUUAAUUGAAUAAGGGUUAAAUGAGUGCAAAAGAUUCCACAGUAGUUGCUGAUAUUGACCCUUUAAAGAAAUUGGGCUGAAACCAUCACCAUACACUGGGUUAUUCUCAACGGCUGGGUUUGUCCCUUUUUGAAAAUAACCCAGCAUAACGAUAUAUUUUAUUAUUUUCCAUCAGACUGGAUUUAUGCACAUUUGAAAUAUGUGAAACAAGACUUUGCAGGGCUACUGUAUUCAACACUGUCUUUAUCACUCGGUGAAUUACAGUAUGGGUCUUCAUUUUGCACUUAUGUUGAUUCUGACAUUGCUAUAGACACAUUUUUCAGCCAAUCUUGUGGCCGGAUGAAGAAUAAACACUAGGUUUGAACAUCAUAUGGACAUUUUGGAUCAUUUUACAAUCUGUAGUGGUAGUCUCAUUCAUGUUGUUGUUUAUUAUGUACAUGUAUAAAUAUUGAAUAGAAAUGUAUUUGAAGUAAUGUUGAAAUAAAGAGUUCUAUGUUUG